AUGGCAGAGCCUGGUUCAGUCCAAGAAGCGACAGUCUAUGGUCUGGAACCGUACAGCCAGUAUAGUCUACGAGUGGAAGUUGUGAACGAAGCAGGUAGUGUGUCCAGUCCAUGGGUUGCCAUUAGGACCCUGGAGGCUUCUCCGGCUGGCCUGUCUAACUUCACAGCGGAGCAGAGAGAGCAGGGCAGGGCGUUACUGCUUAUCUGGGAUCAGCCAAGUGAUCCAAAUGGAAUAAUCACGAUGUACAACUUGUACAGUGAGGGGAACCUGGAAUUCAGUGGACUGUUGCGCAACUUCCUGUUUCGUCGUUUGGAGCCAUGGACCAUGUAUACUUUGAUCCUUGAAGCUUGCACCUUAGCAGGCUGCACACGCACCCCACCCCAGCAUGUCACCACAGCAGCAGCUCCACCUGCUUUCCAGCCCCCUCCCAGGCCUCUCUUCAUUGGCCCAGACCGUGUGGCACUUACCUGGGGCCCUCCCUCUCAGCCCAACGGGCCAAUUGGAGAGUAUUAUUUAAUUGGGAGAAGUUUGGAGGAAGAGGGGAGAGAAAGAAGUAAAGAAGAGGAUAAUGAAAGCGGAAAGGUGCUGUUCAGAGAAUCAUCCCCACAACAUGCUGACUCCGUCUCGUAUACAGUGACUGGUCUACGUCCCUGGACACAGUACCAGUUCAGUGUCCGGACUCACAACCCUGCUGGACACACCCGCAGCCCCUGGGUAACUGUGACAACCAAACAGGCCCCUCCUCGUGGUCUAGCUCCCCCAAAAGUGAGUCACCUCCAAGGCCAGCCCAGUGAGGUGUUGGUGUCUUGGACCCCUCCUUUGGAGCCCAACGGGAUACUUCAGUCCUACAGGAUUCAGAGAAACAAUGUCAGUUUCUCAUUUAGUUUUGACCCUAUUGUCCUCAGCUACAUGGACGAAGACCUCCUGCCAUUUUCAACAUAUAGCUACUCAAUCAUAGCCUGCACGUCUGAGGGAUGCAUAACCAGCCUUUAUAGAAACAUCACUACUCUAGAGGCUCCACCUGCCACAGUGGAAGCUCCCACAGCGGACAGCAUCACAUCCAAUAGUUUGAACGUUUCCUGGAGUAAACCGCUGACGCAGAAUGGAGAGGUGACUGAAUAUGUGCUGAAAUUGAACAACGAAGAAACUUAUCGCGGGAGAGAACUAAAUACAGUGUUGUCAGAUCUGCGGCCACACACGUCAUAUCAUCUGGUCCUUUUGGCUUGUACCAGCGGUGGGUGCACCGCCAGCGCCACAAUGUCCAUAGUGACUGAGGAGGCUCCUCCCACUGGCCUGCCCGUCCCAACUCUUAAGGUCACUGGCCCAGAGUCAGUGGAGGUGAGCUGGAGACCACCGGAGCACCCGAAUGGCAUCAUCACAGGUUAUGAAAUCCGCAGAGAUGGCGAAGUUAUCUAUGUUGGCACUGAGGCCCAUUACCACGACUUCACACUGUUGCCAAGUGUAGAAUACAGCUACGUUGUCAGAGCCAACAACAGCAAAGGGGCAGCGAGCAGCACAGCAGCCACAGCAAAGACUCACCCGUCAGCUCCUUCAGGUGUCGGUCUUCCCACACUGACACCUCUGGGACCAAGCCAGUUGAGAGUAGAUUGGAGUACUCCAGCCCGUCCUAAUGGAGACAUUGUGAGUUACACUGUGUAUCAAAGAGAUCCAGUCCAACUCCGAAUCACCAGCACUGUGUUCACUCCAGAGGACGGUGACUUCUCUGACCGACACACCAUUCUGCGUGGGCUGGCUCCUUACUACAGGUAUGAAGUGAGGGUGGAGGCAUGCACUGCGCUGGGCUGCUCCUCCAGUGACUGGGCAUCUGUACUCACUCUGGACGCUCCCCCUGCUGGACAAACAGCGCCACUGUUAGACCUUCAGCCUGACACGCACACAGGCCUGCAGACCACCUUUCUGCUCACCUGGUCCCCUCCAGCUGAGCCCAAUGGUAGAGUCCUCCAUUACGAGGUGUACCGCAGACUGGACCAUACCACUGAUAUCCACAGACGUGAUGCAGCAACACUUGUUUACAGGAAUAUCUCUACUACUUGCAAAGAUGAAGCACUCAAGCCGUAUACUGUGUACCAGUACCAGGUGUGGGCAGUGAAUUCGGCCGGUCAUUCUGCCAGUCCGUGGGUCAAUGGGCGAACAGGACCUGCCCCACCUGAGGGUGUAGGCCCACCUAUUUUCCUGCGUGUAUCAGCAACCUCAGCACUAGUGAACAUCAAUCCUCCAGCCCGACCCAAUGGCAUUGUUAGCCUUUACAGAGUGUUCUCAGUGAACCACAACAACCACACUCUGCUCUCAGAGGGUACAUCCCAUCAGCAGACACUCCAUGGUUUACGUCCUUACACUCAGUACUGGGUAGGAGUAGAAGCCUGCACCUGUUACCAGUGCUGCAGCCAGGGUCCACUGAGUGAGCUCCACACCCUGGCAGCCCCCCCGGUCCAGCAGCCUCCUCCUCGCCCCCUCAAACUGACCUCCCGCUCUGUGCAGCUGGAAUGGGACGAGCCUCUGGCACCUAAUGGAGUUAUUGAGAGCUGUGAACUACAUCUCAGAUCACCUUGCCCGCAGCCUCCCCAGCCUGUACCCCUCCCUUGCAUUGAAGGGCCAAUAGAAAUCUCUUUCUUUGGCAAAAGGAGGAGCUACAAUGUGACAGGUCUCCAGCCAUACUCCACCUAUCAGCUGAGAGCUGCCUGCUUCAACAACAUGGGCAGCACUGCCUCCAACUGGACUACUGUUACAACUCUCAGUGAAGCCCCACAGUAUGUGUCUCCUUUCCCGGUGGACAGCAACCUGACAGUUAUUUGGCUGGACUGGACGGGGUCCUUCUCCCUCAAUGGGUACCUGAAGGAGUUUAGUGUGACAGAGAGCCAGCUGAGGGUCUAUACUGGUUUCUAUAGCGAUCUCCAUAUUCCACGCACCUCACAGAAAACUCUGUCAUUUCAGGUGACUUGUACCACAAACAGUGGCAGCGCCAGUACUCCCACCAUCAGAUAUAGCCCUGCAACAGGCCUAGGUCCUCCUGAGCCUGAAGACAUGGGUAAAGAGGGCAUCAGCAUGUCAGCAACGCCGGUUUACUCUGAGCUGUGGUUCAUCUUGUUGUUAGCCCUGCUUGGUCUAUUUCUGCUAGCAAUACUGUUGGGCCUAGUACUACAAAGAGCCCUGAGGAAGAAUCCAUCAGCCAGAGAGCGCCCCCCGCUGGUCAUGCUGCAGAAGACCCGGAAGGCUGCGGGAGAGACGUACAUGAGGCCCUGUCCUGAGUUGUGCUCUAAACAUCACUCCAGCUCUGUGCUGCUCCCCCACCGUCCCACAGGUCUGACAGACACUAAGAUCGUCGGUAGCAGCUCACGGUUCAGCCCCAUGUCUGUCCUGAGGGUCCCCAGCCAAACAGACCUCAGCCAGGCCUACUCCCAGCAUUCCCUGCACCGCAGCGUCAGUCAGCUGAUUGACAGGAAGUCACUAAUGAUGGAGGAAGGAAGCUGGGACAACCCACUGGGACAUGACUCUGGACUGUACGUGGAGGAAGAUGAGUUUGUGGACGCCAUCAAGGCCUUAACAUCUGGGAAAAGGGAGCAAACCAUGUUCACAGACACUCAUCUUUAAGAUCCCCACGUCUAAUCAGGUAUCACAGUCGCAAAUCAGACCUAGUUUCAAACCAAAAUUGGAAAAUAUACAUUCCUGGUAUUCGGUGUUAGCUGAGGAAAGACGGGGCUCCUAACAGGAUUGGAAAGUAUGGAAAGUUAUUUAGACAACUUACAAUGCUUGAAAAAUGAUUUAGAAAGUCUUGAAAAUAUGUUAAAAGAAAUGUUCAGCAUUGAUGACCAAUACUUGUUCUGAUUAUGUCCAAAGUGCACUGUUAUGGUUUUAAUAAUUAAUUAUGGUGUUCAGUUCCAGCGACCUGAGAGAAACAGGAUACUAGUGGUUGUUUUACUGCAGCAUUCAUGUCAAACUAUAUUAAAAGAGGUGUCUUAGCCCACUGCAUGUGUGACUCCCUGUAGGGACUAACGGUCUUAACUUGAGUAGAGGCAGGAAUCAGAUAUGGACCCUGUCAGCUGUGAUCAAUUCCUUCUCAGAUUAAGAACCAGAUCGUAUUUGACUGUAUUAUGAGUCACUGUCUCUGCUUGCCAAUUGUUUAGUUUAGUUAUUUAAAAAAUGUUGAAAUAUCAGCUAUAGCAGGUUUGCUUCUCACUAUUUGGAAUCAAAGCAUUCUAGACGUCCAUUAAUAUCGACGGUUUCAGUCAAUUAGUGCCUAGUGAGCUUUAAAUACAUUAUCAGCAGCAGUAGUCCUUUAGCUGAUGGCCUUGAUGUUAGUUUCAUGACAACAAAAAAAUGCCAACUGUUUUUUUUAUUAUUGUGUUAAAAUGUGGCUGGGAAUCACUGAUGUGUCGUCUGAUUGUUUGGAUUAUUAUGUGAUGUAACUUGACAGCCCAAUCUGAGAUUUUAUUUUUUACCAUAUCAGUUGUUGAGGUACACUUUAAAUCAUGAAAUGAAGCUUUGUUCAACUUGUGAAGCUAAAUGUCUUUGUUUGAUAGUUCAGCUGUCAGUGGAAUCCAGACCCUAGUUUUUAUUAUCAAGAAUGAAAUCAGUUUAAGAAUGAGAAUAAAUCUCGGCUAUGUUCUGUUUUGGUGUAAUAGCAGCAAUGAAACAUUGGUUAGAUUUGGAUUCCACCGAUUGGGCCGAUCAUUUUCAAGUUAAACAUCAUAGAAACAGUAUUUAUGACAACAAGAUGUUGCAUUUCUGUGUAGUGUUGAGUUUUUGUGUACAAAGUUGAAGCCUACUGUAUUGUUAUAAAAACCUUUUCUUUUUUACACUGGCAGUAUUAUUUAUGGUUGUUGUAAAAGUUGUAUUUAUAGAUGAUUCAUUGAUCAAUAUUUCUGUUUUUCUGAGGAACUAUAAAGAAUGGUUGAGA
This is a messenger RNA of Anarrhichthys ocellatus (wolf-eel), 4915 nucleotides long. Its product is annotated as usherin-like. Gene Ontology annotation, molecular function: protein binding. Bases 1 to 3609 code for a protein of 1202 amino acids. NCBI's taxonomy places the organism in Eukaryota, Metazoa, Chordata, Actinopteri, Perciformes, Anarhichadidae. The transcript is spliced from 21 exons. The record is from RefSeq and is a predicted model, not a curated record.